GAUCUCCCAGCCGCGGCGCUUCCGUGGGGCAGCGGAGCAUCGCUACGCGCGGUGCUGGAGGUGUGGAGACGCCGGGGGUGGGCACCGGCGGAGGUGGGAGCCGAGGCGGAGCCGUGCCAGCCCCGUGCUGAGCUCCGCGCUGCGCCGAGGGACUGUACCCGCCGCGCAGCCAUGGCCGCCCCACCGCCGCCUCCGACGCCGCCCCGCCUCCCGCUCGCCUGAGGCGCGGCCGGCCACCGGGCAGGGACCAUGGCCAGCGCCGCCGAACCCCCAGGAAAGGCGGCCGAGUACCUGCGGGAGCUGACCCGGAUCGUCGCGGCGCAGCAAGAGCUGCUGGCGCGCCGGGGACGGCGCAUCGAGGAGCUGGAGCGCCAAGUGGCGCGGCUGAGCCGCGAGAACGCUGGCCUGCAGGAGUGGCACCGGCGACACCUGGCCGCGUGCGCCCGCCUCCCAGACCCGGGCCUCGGUCCUCAGUCUGUCGGCGCCAGCUCGGAGGUCAGCGGGCUCCGCGACAAGUCUGAAAGAGAAAGCUCCCACAGCAUCAGGGGACGACCACAGGAAGAGAAGAGGUUUGCAGAGUUUGGAGUUUGAAAAAAGUGAAGACCUGUGUGAAGAGGGCCCAGAAAGAGUGCUGAUAUAGCACUCGAGAUGCAAGGACUUUCU
This is a messenger RNA of Phyllostomus hastatus (greater spear-nosed bat), 663 nucleotides long. RefSeq names its product IQ motif and SEC7 domain-containing protein 3-like. Lineage: Eukaryota; Metazoa; Chordata; Mammalia; Chiroptera; Phyllostomidae. The transcript has 3 exons. Bases 250 to 591 code for a protein of 113 amino acids. The record is from RefSeq and is a predicted model, not a curated record.